AUGCAUGCCCUGCCCCGUUUGUGGCAGUCGGGUCGCAAGGAAACAGUACUGGACCUAGCGAGGCUGGUGGAUAAGGGCGUGUGUGUGAAGCUCAACGGGGGACGACAAGGUGAUUAUAGGGGCGUGUGCGUGAAGAUCAAGGUGAUGAUAACCGGGGACCACCCGUCCCCUACCUUUCUCUCUCUUCCCCCCUCCUCAACCUACCUCUUCCCCCCACCCCUCGCCUCCCCGUUCUCCCCCCUUUCCCCCCGGCACGGCACCAUGAUGGGCACGUUGAAAGGGUACGACCAGCUGAUCAACCUCGUGCUGGAUGAGGCGGUGGAGUAUGAGCGAGGUAGCUUCUUUUGCAUGUCAUCCCCCUCUCCUUGUGCUGUGCAUUAUGUUGCAUGCCACCCCCUUCAAGAAGUAGCGGUCUAUAUCUUCCUUAACCUUCCUCUUCCUCACGACCUCACCCUCUCGUCAAACUACCCACCUCUUGCUGUUGCACAGAACGAGUAUAAAGAUGAGUUAAGAUACACGCCGGAGGAUGGGAAAGACGAGGCGGAGCUGUCGAAGCUUCUAGAAAAGGAUGGCAUGGAGAUCCACGAUAUGGUGAAGCCACGGCCAAUGCGUCUAUCGGAUCUUCUCAUCGUCUACUGCUACCACAUGAUUCCGUUCACACUCAUGCCUAUCGUCAACACCAUCCUCAACUACUACCUUGUAUACCAUCCCUGCAAUUCCAAAACGCAUUUCUUGCCUUGCAUCACGAACAUUCCCCCGCCCUCAGGUGACUUCUUUGCCGGGGCAGCAGCGGGGUUCUACUCGGUGCCUGUGCUGCGCAACCUGCUGUACCUCCUGGGGACCAUGCCUGCCAGUGAAUCAAACAUCCGCAGGGAGCUGCGGAAGAAGAACCACAUGGCCAUUGUGAUCGGGGGCCUAAAGGAGGUGUGCCUUGGCACAACUUCCCACACCGACAAGCUCUAUUUGAUGAGGAGGAAGGGGUUUGCGCGCAUAGCAGUGCAGGAGAAGGUGGGAGUCAUUCCCAUCUACUGUUUCAAUGAGAACCAGCUCUUCAAGCACGACCCAGUGUGGUUCCUUCAGUUCUGGGAGAAGGUGAACCGCCACGUCAACAUUGGAGUGCCCUUCAUGCGUGGGGCCUGGAACCUCACCCUGCCCUUCAGACGGGAUCUCUUGGUGGUUGUGGGCAAGCCACUUUUCCCCGAGGAGGGAGAGUCAGUGGACGAUUUUCAUGCUCGCUACGUCACUGCUAUCACUCAACUCUUCCAUAAAUAUGUUGGGCUGUCAGCACAACCCAAUCAGAAGUUGGUCAUCGUCUAA
Messenger RNA from Closterium sp. NIES-65, 1317 nucleotides. Lineage: Eukaryota; Viridiplantae; Streptophyta; Zygnematophyceae; Desmidiales; Closteriaceae. The record is from the annotation of a GenBank genome assembly.